AUGAGGCCUCCACCUCCAGCCGGCGUUUUUGCUUUUCGUCCCAACGAUUUUACCCUGUUUAACAUCGGCAUCGUCACAGCGUCGUCUGAAUUACUUAGGCUGCAGACUCGAGCCGUCAAUUUCGAGGUCGGCAGCUUUAGACGCCUGGAUGUCAGACGAGUUCACGUCUGGUGCUGUGCUGAUGGAAAAUGGUCUUCUCGAUCUUGGUGCUUGCCCUGGUCGCAUUAGCACGUCGCUGGACAACGGCAGUGUCCUGCCUGACUGUCAGCUUUAAAUGAAUUUCUGGGAGUGCACAAACCGCGAUUUCUUGGUCCUCACAUACAUGCUUCAGUAUGCGAGGGUAGUAUGCGAGGGUCUUUAUUUUCACGCUUCAGACGUCUAGGGAUAUGAUUCAGUCUUUUAGUCUUUUUUUGUACUUAUACGAGCGACGGAUCCGUCGCUUUGGUGCACAAGGAUGAACGUAUGAUCUUCCGCCGUACAAGAAUGUCUCAGUAUCCUGCAAAAAGUAUUCAGUGAUCGUAUCAUGCUCCAUAUCAAGACAGCAAAAGGCUCCUGCGCACUUCAAGGACACCAAAUUUCCUAUCAUUCACAGAAAUUUCAUGUUCGAUACGCAUUUGUGCAACCUCUUAAAGUCAUGCCCAACCA
Chondrus crispus (carragheen) is the source of this 645-nucleotide messenger RNA. RefSeq lists its product as hypothetical. NCBI's taxonomy places the organism in Eukaryota, Rhodophyta, Florideophyceae, Gigartinales, Gigartinaceae. The coding region runs from base 1 to 228 and encodes 75 amino acids. The transcript has 2 exons. The record is from RefSeq and is a predicted model, not a curated record.